This is a messenger RNA of Linnemannia hyalina, 1410 nucleotides long. The record is from the annotation of a GenBank genome assembly. Lineage: Eukaryota; Fungi; Mortierellomycota; Mortierellomycetes; Mortierellales; Mortierellaceae.
AUGGCCCAAAUUGAUUCCUGGAACGCCAACAUGAACACCCCCCUCGAGCAGGAGGAUGCUGAGAUCUACAACCUCAUCCAGCAGGAGAAGUACCGCCAGUACUCUGGCCUUGAGUUGAUUGCCUCUGAGAACUUUACCUCCCAGGCCGUCAUGGAGGCCAACGGCUCCGCCUUGACCAACAAGUACUCCGAGGGUCUCCCCGGCGCCCGUUACUACGGUGGUAACGAGUUCAUCGACCAGAUCGAGAACCUCUGCCGCAAGCGUGCCCUCGACGCCUUUGGUCUCUCUGCCGAGGAGUGGGGUGUCAACGUCCAGCCUUACUCUGGAUCGACCGCCAACUUUGCCGCCUUGACCGCCAUGAUCCAGCCCCAGGACCGCAUCAUGGGUCUCGACCUCCCCUCCGGUGGACACUUGACCCACGGUUACCAGACCGCCAAGAAGAAGAUCUCUGCCACCUCGAUCUACUUCCAGUCCAUGCCCUACCAGGUCGAUGCCACCACCGGUCUCAUUGAUCUCAACCGCCUCGAGGAGAACGCUAAGCUCUUCCGCCCCAAGGUCCUCAUCUGCGGUGCCUCGGCCUACCCCCGUGAGUGGGACUAUGCCCGCUUCCGCAAGAUUGCCGACCAGCACGGUGCCUACCUCAUGUCCGACAUGGCCCACAUCUCUGGUCUCGUUGCCGGUCAGGAGGCCGAGUCGCCCUUCAAGUACUGCGACGUCGUCACCACCACCACCCACAAGACCCUCCGUGGUCCCCGUGCCGGUUUGAUCUUCUUCCGCAAGAACAAGGAUGCCAAGGUCGAGAAGGGUGAGGAUCUCGAGAGCCGUGUCAACCAGGCCGUCUUCCCCUCCAUCCAGGGAGGCCCCCACAACAACACCAUUGCCGGUAUUGCCGUCGCCCUCAAGCAGGCUGCCAGCCCCGAGUUCAAGUUGUACGCCAAGCAGGUCAUUGCCAACUCCAGGGCCCUCGGCGCCACCUUGCUCGAAAAGGGAUACAAGAUCGUCACCGACGGCUCCGACAACCACUUGAUCCUCUGGGAUCUCCGCCCCAACAAGUUGACCGGUUCCAAGGUCGAGCGUAUCUGCGACAUGGCCUCCAUCACCCUCAACAAGAACUCUGUCUGCGGUGACGUCUCUGCCGUCACCCCCGGUGGUGUCCGUCUCGGAACAUCUGCCUUGACCUCGCGCUCCUUCAAGGAGGCCGACUUUGUCAAGGUCGGUGAGUUCUUGCACCGCAUCGUCCAGAUCGCCUUGACCGUCCAGGCUAAGGCCGGCUCCAAGCUGAUGAAGGACUUUGUCGCCGCCCUCGAGGGUAACGAGGAUGUCGCCAACCUCCGCAAGGAGGUCGAGGCCUUCGCCACCUCCUUCCCCUUCCCCGGUUUCGACGUCAAGGACUUGAAGCCCAACCAUUAA